Molecule: messenger RNA, 6646 nt
Organism: Uranotaenia lowii
Lineage: Eukaryota; Metazoa; Arthropoda; Insecta; Diptera; Culicidae
Product: serine/arginine repetitive matrix protein 2-like
Exons: 6
Coding region: 236-6328 (2030 amino acids)
Molecular function (GO): RNA binding
Source: RefSeq, a predicted model, not a curated record
GCGUGUGAUUUUUCCGUGCAGCACCAGAAGAGAAGAAGAAGAAGAAGAAGAAAAUUUUCUCAACACCAUUCGGUUUGCAAGAAAAAUAUUUUGCUAUUUCUCAAAUUUUAGCGAUUUCAUCGCAAUUUUCCUCUAAUUCAGUUUUCUAAACGAUUUCUGGUGAAUUUAGGUGCUGUUAAUUCAGUUGUUAUUAUGCAAUCUACGUGGUCAGAAUUCGGAUUAAAAAUAAAAUCUAAUGGCGAAACAUAAGGAAACCUGCAUCGAACCAGUUCCCUCCGGGAGUACCGAAUCUGAUUUGAAGAACAAAACUGGAAGUUACCAAUUCGAUCGGUUGGUAACAGAUAUCGAAUACCAGCUACAAGAUCUUGCUCCGGACGAGUCAGUUAUCGUCGGAAAUUGUCCCGAAGAUGUAACUGAAAGCGAUCUCAAAAGUUUCUUUUACGGUUUUGCUACCAUCGUUAAGCUAAAGAAAGUUACCAGUCGAUCGCUAACAACCACAGUGUGUGUGGCUCAAUUUGAUUCGACGGAAUCGGCUUCCCGCUCCAAGGUGGUGAACGCACUCUCGCUGAACGGAAAGCGUGUUUUGCUCAUGAAAAGCAGUGAAAAGUUACUAUACAAUCGUAGUAAUAUUAUACAACUUAACGGAUUUCAGGCUAAAUCGGAGGAAGCUAUCUAUGACCAACUGUCUGUUUUUGGCAAUAUAAACUUCAUUCUAAAGACAACAACUGCGAGUUACAUUUUAUUCGAAGAUAAAUCGUCGGCUGAUGCUGCAAGCCAGUGCGACUAUCUGGACGAAUACCCCGUAACGAUACGUACGUUAGAACGCAGCACAACUCCGCUUGAUUUGUUGGAACAGAUAGACCAAGACGCAGCGGAUCUGUUGUUGUGUGGACAAAGUUUAGGGAACACGGACGCCGACGACGAGGAAGAAGAAGGUCAAAUACAUAACUUUGUGCAAUUGCUCGACAUGGAUAGUUUAGAUGAGUAUUUAGAAGAGGGGGAAAGGGAAAAAGCGGCCGAACUUCUGGAAAAUAAGCCGUUAUUGGAGGUUGGCAAUGAGGAGAUAAUAGUUACUGAAGACGAUUCUUCCCUGAACGAUGCGGAUGUGGCAGCAAUCGAAAAGAAAGCAUUCGAACAAUAUAAGUCUAACAUUUCAAUAGACAAGUUUUCAGCCGGUAUUUUCGGUUUAUCGAGAAAUUGGAUAAAACUUUCUGAAUUACCUUCGUGUAAAGUACUGUUAAAAAAAUAUCCCGCAACGGAAGAUCUUAAAGCUGAAUGGGAUGAAAUAGAAUUGAGUAAGAGCAAAACAAAAGUGCAUGUAUUGGAACAUGUUAAAGCAAAUUUAUCGGUAGAUUAUUUCAAAAAGCAAAACCUACCAUUAAAACCGGAAACGCUGAAAAAAACGGAUCCAAAAACAUCAAAUGAGCCUGAAUUCAAAGAAAAAAAGAAACAUAAAGCCAAGGGGCAUCACGAUAGUCAUGAAUCAAGCAACAUUGUAUCAUUGAGUGACACAAGAAAAUCUAACGAUAAGAAAAUUCAAUCAGCAGAGUUGAAACAUAAGAAGAAGCUCGCCGAAAAUAAAUUAUAUACUACGCAUCAAAGUGAGUUGAAGGUUGAUAAAAAACAAAUAAAAAAGAACUUUAUUGAGGUUCAUAAAAGUUCUUUAUCAAUAUCAAAAGUGCUCGAGGAACCAGAGUAUAAAUCAAAAAUGUUAGAAAAACACGAGAAAGCUGACAGCUGUGCGCUUCAAAGUGGUAAACAGAGCAGAAGUGGAACGUUAGCUAUAUCAAAAAUAAAUAGAGAUCUGCCCCUCAACGAUCCGUGUCACGCAAAUCAGCUUAAUCGAUUUGGAAAAAUUCCAUUUAUUCUGUUAGAAAAACGAAACCCGAAAGAGUUGAAAAAAGUGUUCUCAGAACAAAACAGCAAACAUGAAAAACGAAACAAGACAAAAACAAAGGCCUGUUCUACUAUAUUAAUUGACUCCGAAAAGUCGAAUUAUAAAGAAUGCAUUGUCAAUACAAUCAGUGGGAAAAAUAAAGGAAUUGAAACAAACAAAACCAAACAUAACGAAAGUAAACAGCCACAAAAGUUAUUCAAAAAAGCUGAACAACUCGAAGCGAACGCAGAAACGCUACAAAAUACACAUCAGAAAAGUGGAUCCACACCAAUCGAGCAAGUAGCAGAUCCAUCAACAGAUCUGAUUUUGGAUAAAGCUACACCUCAACCUGUUCCGACAAUGGCAAAAAUUGACAAUACGAUUGAGGUGGAAGAAAAUUCGAUAGUUGAACCUAGUGGAUCUCAGCUCGAAAUUGUCAAUACAGUAGAGAUUGCAACAUUUACUACUGAUUACUUUUCGGAUGAAGAAAAUCGAUUGGUAAUGGAUCUGCCAGUAGAAUUGGAACAGCAGCCUCAGAAUGUUUGCCCAAGCAUUAAAAGUCCUACUGUCUCUCAACGUUUGUACGCUACUUUGGAUAAUGGCAGUGUCAACAUUUUAAAGGAAAAAGUUCAUAGCGGAAAUCUGUUAUAUUUAGAUUUGCUCCCAAAAGUUAUUGUCAAACUAUUGCGUUUGAACACUCAUACAAUAAAUAGAAUUUCAGUGGUUAGAACUCGUCCAAAGUUCAGUUCAUCUACCAGUAAAAAGCUAAAAACACCCUCGGAGAAUACAAUGAAAAAAACCAAUAUAAGUUCUUCUGAAAAACCGCAUAAAUUGAAUUUUGAUAGGAUUGACAGUAAAUUUUUGCCCUCUGGUUCAAAGUUAAAAACACAGGCAAAACUGAAAUCAAAAUUCGAAAGCAGUCAACAUAAAAAACAUCAUAUUUCGGCACCAGAGUUGCCGAUAACUCUUAAAACGCAACAUCUCAAUACCAGUUUUCGAAUCCCCAAGAAAACGGUAAAACCUGAAGCAGAAGAAAAGAAUCGUAGCGCGUUGGGCUGCCUGGAACAAACCGAUUCCACAUUUUUAAAUCAGGAGCGUUCAAAACGUUUAGAAAAUGACCGGUUCCGCGCCAAAGGUAUCCGAGAGAAUAGACCCAAAUUCAAAGAACGACCAAAACCACAGCGUCAACCAUCGCCGGAUGUUUUUGAUCCUUCGUUAGAUGAUCCGUGCGAUUCGCCACCCCCGGACGUCCAGCAAGAUUUAGACGAGGCAACUGCGCAGAAAGAUUCUGACACCGAAAUACCUGCUCCAAAAGCUAGAAGACUUAGUUUUCAUGAUAUUUGGGAUAUCCCUAAAAAAGUUCCAGAGAUUUGGGAAAAACCACCAUCGGUAUUUUUCAAUAAUAAGCAAAUUGAAGAGAACGAAUUUUCUUCAGAUCGUCACAAGCACCGACCGGAAAACCAAUACAGUGGGAGUGAAGCUAGUGUGUCUUUCCAAAAAAGUUUCAAACCAGAACGAAUUAAUGUGAUGUCUGAUAGAAGAGAAGAACCUUCAAAACGUACAUUGAUUGACGAUGAUGAGUGCUGGUCUCCAAAAACACCUUGGCGAAACGAUAAAGAAAUAAAAAACUCAGAUCCCGACUGUAGAAAAAUAUCAAACCCUUGGCAGUCUGAUAGCAAUGAUAUUUCUGGUGAUAGCCGCAGAAUGAAUCCUGUAGAAGAGCAUGACAGGAAUCGUACGGACUUUUAUAGCAAAAACAAUAAAAAAUCUUCACCAACGAGAUCAAACAGACGUCAAGAAACGAUUGAUUCCGGUGACCUGUGGGAUCUUGAAGCGGAACAAAUGGAGAAACCAAUCCGAAACACUAUUUGUGAUAAUGCUGUUUGGGAUGAUGAACCUUUUGUAAGAGAUGUCCGAGAACGCCUAGGAUUUCCGGAACAAAAAAGGAAACGAAGUGCAUCUCCGAGAGUGAGCUCUCACAAUGAAAGACGAAAUCAAUCGCCUACGUUUAAACAAUUUUCAGUAAGGAGAAGAGGCAGUAGAAACACUCCUCCUCGUCGGUUCGGUCGUCAACCUAGUAGAUCAAGAUCACCGGAAAUGAGGAGACGGCCAAGUUUUGAAAAACGGCGUGUAUCUAGAAGUCCUGUUGGCAGAGAAAGAGUUGAUAGAUCCAAAAUUCCCCGCACAAGUAGGAGUAAAUCUCCUGUGGUACUCUGGAAACAUCGUGAAAGAAAAAGUCGUUCGAGUAGCAGGGAACGAUAUUCUCGGAACCGGUCUUACUCAAAAGAUAGGUCUAAGCUGGUGACAGAGUUUCGAUCGAAAUCGAGAUCACCAUCGGGACGAAGAUCAGUAUCAGGUGAGAGGUUAUCUAGGGCUCAUUCUCCCGGGCAAAACAAUCCCUGGGCAAUUCCUAUUUAUGAUAAUCCGUUUGGACGCAAUACGCCGCCAUCGUCGAUCGAAAUAAGUUCCAGAUCUCCAGUUGCUCGUUUGGAUAGUUUCAAAAGAUCUCCUAAAGGUAGUUCACGAUCGGCACAAUUGAAUCGCUUUUCAAGAUCUCACGACAGACGAUCGCAUUUAACGCAAAAUCGUUCUAUCGUCAGAGAACGAUCUAGAUCACCGCUUGAUCGAUUUAAUGUUCAUCGAUCUAAUUCACCUCCCAAACCAGAUGCAACAAGGAAUGUAGCACCGAUGAAUCAAUCUACGAUUUUGUCUGAGAGAAGAUCAAAUUCGCCUCAAAACUCAUUUACAUCAUUUGACCGGUCGCAAUCACCUCUAAAAAGUCAACGGGAAUUGUCGCCAACUGAAUCUGAGCCUCAAAUUUGUAAGAAACAAAAUGAAGAUCAAUAUUCGGUUAUGUCUCAACCUCCAGAUUUAAAUGCAUAUAGCCCUACGGAUGCUUUCGAUGCGAUCAGUUCCGAAGAAGAAUGUGAUUUUGCGAAUCCAAUACGAAAUAAAAAUAAACACGAUCUUUCAGAAUCAACAACUCGAAAUCCAUCUCCUCCACCACAGCAACAAUUCAGUACAAUUCCAAAAAUAAAAAUCAAAUCUGAAAUAUUUGAGUCGACCGUCGAGCCGAAUACAGGUAUCAAUACUUCGGAUGUUCCAUCGUCGGCUGAAAAAAAUAAGUUGUCUGAAAACAUUCAAAUAUUGCCCGAAUUGAACGUUCCGCUCAAUGAUCCACCUAAAGAAAGCAUUCCAUCAACUGGUUCUAAAGAAACUAGAAGUGUAAUGGAACACUUGAAGCAACGUGCUGAACGACUGAAGAAAUUGGAAGAAAUGAAACUGGCUCGUCAGAAGUUACUUACCCAGAUAAGGCUUCAGAACGAUAAACAACCUGAAAAGAAAACAAUGCCAAUUAUUGAAAAAGGGUCAACUAACGAAACUUUGUUUGGCGGCGACGAUUCAACGCUGUGUGUGAAACAGUCUUCGUCGGUAGUCAUCAAUGCUGCUUUGGUGCAAUCGGCUUCUGCACCAAUAACACCGUCAAUGCCAAUAAUGCCACCAUUGCUCCCAGUUGUCCCUUCUAUACCACCACUACCAGUUGAUGCCCCACCACCACCACCUCCUUGUGAUCCACCUCCACCACCACCAUCUGAUGCGACCUUCAAUAUUUCGCAACUACCACAGCCUCCUUUCCAGGCGAGACUUGAUUGGAAUAAUCCUGCAAUGGGUCAAAUUGCUGCAGCGGUACAUGAUUUCACGAAACCUCCGCCCAAUUUAAGCAAUCCUCUUUUUCCAACGGUUUCUUCAGAACCCUUGAUUGGCCAAUACAAAUAUUCCGAUGCGCAGAACAUACCAUCGCAAACAGUUGAUCCCAUUGUAACGCGAAUAUCAAAACCCCCACAAGUUCAAUUAUCUUCACAGUCCCUUCCAAACUUUCCCUCUACUAAUGAAAUUAUGGAACAAAUUCACAACCGAAUACAAAAUAGGCAACGAGUUCCCAUGCCAAAUGAACCAAUCGUGAACGAACCCAUGUUAACUUUGGUUCCUCCUGAAGAGACAAGAAACUAUCAGCAACACAACGUCAUGGUCGACAGUGCAUCGAUGCAGCAACAGUUCCCACCGAGGGAUCCUCGACAGCGUGGAGGUCGCGGGUGUGGCAGAGGUCGGGGAAGACAACGACCGCAGCACCAGCAGUAUCAACGUGAUCCACGUCGGAAUGACGAAGCCGAUAUCUACAAUGACAGGAACAAAAUACUGUCACAACAGGAUUGGGAUAAUUUCCGUCGUGUUGAUCCUGCGUUCAACCAACCCGGACAAAAUCAACAGCGGAACAGCUAUGAAAACAACUUUCAAAAUUAUGACGACAAUUUCGACGACUCACAACAGCAGCCAUCGGAUUACGAGCAACGGGUUAUGCACAUGUUCCAGCAACAGUUUGGUGGCAAUUUCAACCAACGCGGAAAUGGAAGAUGGCAUCGAGGUGGAGGAAACAGGAGCAGUUGGAUGUAAUUGAUUGCUUCGAGUUGAUUUCAAGGAUGAAGGAUCGUACUGGAAGAAAAAUUUACAUUAUAACAUUGGAUGCAGCAAUUGUACCUCCUAUGAUGAAAGUAAAGAACCCAGUGUGGUUUAUAAACAAAGCUUAUUUAGAGAGACGUGUUAGUAAGUUUAAUUUGUUUAUAGACACAUAGUUUUGGUUUUUGAUGAGUCAACCUCAAAGGAACGAAUCUAAAUGGAUAGUCUUUUUAUUUUAAGACUCACAUCGAUAAAAUUACAAACGAUGAAUGUGGUGAAUACUGUUUGUAUCGUUAAAUAAAUAUAAAAUCAUAA